AUGGCGGCUACUUGUUUUCGGCGCGCUGCUGCUCUGCUGGUACUGGUAGCAGCAGCAGCCGUCGUGGCCCUGCAGGCGGCGGCCGGCGACGUCGAGCCACUCGAGGGCAGGUACCCGCCGCUGGCGCCGGGCCUGUCGUUCGACUUCUACAAGAAGAGCUGCCCGAAGGCGGAGUCCAUCGUGCGGGAGUUCCUGUCGUCAGCGGUGCGGCAGAACGUAGGGCUCGCCGCGGCGCUGAUCCGGCUCCACUUCCACGACUGCUUCGUGCAGGGCUGCGACGCCUCCGUCCUGCUGGACUCCACGCCCACCCAGCCCAGCGAGCAGCUGUCGCCGCCCAACCUCACGCUCCGCCCCGCCGCGUUCAAGGCCGUCAACGACAUCCGCGCGCGCCUCGAGCAGGCCUGCGGCCGCGUCGUCUCCUGCGCCGACAUCGUCGCGCUCGCCGCCCGUGAAUCCGUUGCCCUGGGUGGCGGUCCGGCGUACAAGGUGCCACUGGGCAGGCGAGACGGGCUGGCGCCGGCGUCGAACGCGACCGUCCUUGGCGCGCUCCCAUCGCCGAAGUCCAAGGUGCCAACGCUGCUGUCCUUCCUGGCGAAGAUCAACCUGGACGUGACGGACCUAGUGGCGCUGUCCGGCGGCCACACCGUGGGCAUCGCGCACUGCAACUCCUUCGACAACCGCCUCUUCCCGACGCAGGACCCGACGCUGAACAAGUUCUUCGCGGGGCAGCUGUACGGGACGUGCCCGACCAACACGACGGUGAACACCACGGUGAACGACGUCCGGACGCCCAACACCUUCGACAACAAGUACUACGUGGACCUGCUCAACCAGGAGGGGCUGUUCACGUCGGACCAGGACCUGUUCACCAACGCCACCACCAGGCCUAUCGUGACAAAGUUCGCCGUCGACCAGAACGCCUUCUUCGAGCAGUUUGUAUACUCGUACGUCAAGAUGGGGCAGAUCAACGUGCUCACGGGGUCCCAGGGACAGGUCCGCGCCAACUGCUCCGUGCGCAACGCCGGCGCUGGUGGAGAUGAGCUGCCGUGGUCCGUCGUCGAGACCGUCGUCGACGCCGCCGGUAGCCUCGUGCUCUAG
Miscanthus lutarioriparius is the source of this 1098-nucleotide messenger RNA. The record is from the annotation of a GenBank genome assembly. Lineage: Eukaryota; Viridiplantae; Streptophyta; Magnoliopsida; Poales; Poaceae.